ACACACACACACAGAGUCACCUACAUGCACAAACCAUACUACACUUUAGUCCACUGUGGAAGCGUCACACACUUCUUGGAGGACCUCUCUUUCCUUCAUUCCUUCUCAUGACUCAUUGUGGACUUCUGAAAUAGUUCUCUUCUUCUCGUGUCUCUGGAUAAAACAUCAGCAAGCAGUUAGUGGAGAUGGAAUUGCUUUGACUUGCACUAGCCUGGGGUAACAUUAUGGUUCUGGGCCAAGCUGUCAACAUGAGUUUGAUGGACAUUUCAAAGAUCUUCUCCUUGCUGCAGCCUAAGGAGGAGGAUGAGGACAAUGAACAGUGCCAGGCUUUGAACAAUGCCGUGAGCAGCGACGACGUGACUCUGCUCUCUGAGCUGCUGUCUCAGGAGAGUUACAGGAGGUCUAUCAAUGCUCGGAGCGGGUGGGGGGUCCCGGUAACCCCCCUGCGCACUGCUGCAGCUCUGGGACACCUGAGGUGCUUGGAGUUGCUGUUGGAGCAUGGUGCAGAGAUUGACAGCCUGGAUGUGAAGGCCCAGACUCCUCUGUUCACAGCUGUCAGUGGGAAACAUUUAGACUGUGUGGUCGCCCUGCUGAAGGCCGGAGCCGAUCCCAAUGGCAGCCAGUACAACAACUGCUCCCCGGUGCUGACAGCGACCCGUGAGGGAGACCUGGACAUCCUCCGAGAGCUGCUGCGCUUUGGAGCCGAGCUGGAUGUCAGACCCAAAGUCCCCGAGUGGGCCUCUAAUGCCACAGCCUGCAGAGGGCCUCUUUAUAUCUCCGCUGUGUAUGGACACCUGGGCUGUUUUAAGCUGCUCCUGCUCCAUGGGGCCAACCCAAACUACAACUGCACAGACGAGAAGAUGCUGGCCAGGAUUAAGCAGCCAAAGACGGUUCUGGAAGUGUGUCUGCGGUAUGGGUGCGGCGUGGAGUACAUCCAGCUUCUCAUAGACUUUGGGGCAGAUGUGUAUCUGCCCACACUGAUCAUUGACAAGACUACGAAGCAGAAUGAAGCUUUGGCACUGCUGCUCAAAGAGAGAGUUUGUCCCAAAACACUGAUGUCACAGACUCGGCAAGCAAUACGAAGACACCUCCCCUUUGCCAAAAAGGAGCCCGCCAUUGACAGUCUGGAUAUUCCUGUUAUCCUGAGGAACUACCUGAAGCAUGACACCUCUGAACUCAUAUGAUGCUCAAGCUAGCAUCAGAAAAUAUGGCCAGACUGUUUUUUUUUUUUAACUUAAUUUCUGUACACCAAAGAGUAGGACGAAAUAACUUUCUCUGGCUAAUCUGGAGGUCACUUACCCUGCCAGAGCUGUAAAUUCUUGUUUUAAUAUUUAUACACAAAGGUUGACAUUUUGUGACUUGAAAUUAUGUAUUUAUUAAAUACCUUGGAGGUUGAAAUAUUUGAGCUCAAUGCUGUGUUUUAAUUCUAAUGGUUGUUCUGAAGGGCUCCAUGUUGGAAGAAAAUCUGCCGUGUCCUUGGGAAGUGUAACACCGGGGUCGGCCACUAGAGACCACAGUAACACAGCUUAUAACACCUUCUCCAAACUGGGGCUUGUUAUUUCAAAUUCUGAGCAUCUGUUAAUGCCUCUUGCCUCACCUCUACCUCCCUCUUUGUCACAGGUAACAUUACACAAUCAAAUGUGUUCACACUGCUUCUUUUUUUUUUCAGACAUCCAGACACAUCAGGGGAAACAUACACACAGACACAGACAGAGUGUGUGCUUUGCACCCCACUUUCUUAGAUCUUAGCUGAAAAACAGGCUUACAUCUGUGAACUUUAAGAGCAUAAGCAAGCAGAGUUACCCAGCUACACUUUCAGCACAGCCAACUGGGAGUAAAGAACUGCAUAAGUCUCAUUACUUAUUGAUAACAGUCUUGGUUUUUAGUUUUUUUGCAGGCAGUUGGAAGUUGGUUGAAAAUUGUUUAUGUGACUGUUUUUCUUUUGUAUGCCCUAAUCCUCCCUCCAAAGUACAUCCAAUGCGUCAACUGUCAGGAAUGGGACAUACAAACAGGAAGUGAUGUCACACGACAGGACCCAGCACAAUGCUCCGGCUC
Messenger RNA from Labrus mixtus (cuckoo wrasse), 2055 nucleotides. Its product is annotated as ankyrin repeat and SOCS box protein 12-like. NCBI's taxonomy places the organism in Eukaryota, Metazoa, Chordata, Actinopteri, Labriformes, Labridae. Gene Ontology annotation, molecular function: protein binding. Bases 225 to 1184 code for a protein of 319 amino acids. The record is from RefSeq and is a predicted model, not a curated record. The transcript is spliced from 4 exons.